CACAUACAUAUACAUACACACACAUACUCAUACUCAUACUCAUACUCAUACUCAUACACAUACUCAUACUCGUACAGUUUCCUCUGACCUGGUAUGAGUGAGCUCUGUGAGCGCAUAGAGGUCAUCCUUGAGGCCAUCCGUGGCUUUGCCCGCAGCCGCAAGACAAGGGCCAACCAGGCUGGACAACCUGGACAGCCUGGACAACCUGGACAACCUGAACAACCUGGGCAAGUUAGAUCGGAUGGCGGUGGUGGUGAUGUUGGUGCUGGUGAUGAGGCUGAUGAGGCUGAUCAUCGUCGUCCGGGCUUGGAUGAGACUGGUACCACUUCUGCUGCUGGCCCUGCUGGCUCUGCGGCUCCGGCUGCUGCUGCGACGCGUGAUGAUCUGGAUGCGUUCUGGGCUCCGCUGUUUGAGGAGACCUUUGUGGCAUUGGAUGAUCCAGAUAGAGAUGAUCUGGUCUUCUACGUCUGGCGCCAGGAGGCGCUGAAGGCGAGAAGAGAGGCUGUGGGCGGCAAGGGUAAGGGUAAGGGCAAGAGCAAGGGCAAGGGUAAGAGCAAAUGGAAGGAUGAUGGCUCAGAUCAGGUUGAGCCGUACUUUGUGGUCCGGCGAGGCGCAGCGUCGGCGCCGGUCAUUGGCGAUCCGGAAAUCAACUGGGAGGCCACGUUCUAUCUGAAUCUGGUGCUGAACCAGAUGGAGUAUAUGUUGGUGGUGGCGGUGUGCAAGGCGGCCCAGUCGCGAGUGUGGGAGCAGGCUGUCUCAGUCACGUCGUAUCCGGUCUAUGCCUCGCCGACCUCGCGCCAGAUGGACGUCAAGGGCUCGGCCGUCGCCGUGUCGUACCCGCAGCUCACAUUUACCGUCGACAACUUUGAGGAGAUCUUUGGCGCGACGUACUUGCUCGAAGACGAGGUCCUCGCCAUCGAGCUCGUCGCCUGGGUUCGCGGCGGCUCGCUCAAUGAGCUCGGCGUCAUCUUCCAGGGCGUGGUCGGGUACGACAAGCUGGCCAGCGCGUUCCGCAAGCGGGUGGCGCGGUCGGCGGCUAAGCUAUCGCGGCGCAAGGCCGAGGCGCGGGCCAAGGAUCAGGUCGAGUUUCUCAUGCUCCGCGGCGCCGACGAGAAGGGCCGCGCCCAGGUUGCUACGUCGGCUUAUUGGAUGGACUGGCAGACUGAUGAAGCUGCCGCCGCUGAGGCUGCCGCGGCGAGUGAGGCCAAUGUGGGCGCCAAGAAGAAGUCGUGGCGGAGCACGUUUUCAUCGAUCGCCAAGGCAGCUACGGGCACUGUGGCCUCGCUGUCGCGGGCGGGUGGAGGCGGAGGAAAGGCCAAAGCGAAGAAGGCGGUGCCAGAGGUUCUGAACGCCUCGCGCAUGCUCAAUGCCUUUGUCACAUACGUGUCGGCGCCGUGGACCCACAUUGUGCGGCAGGCGCUCUCGCGUGGGACUCACGCGGCCGUGCUUGAUCCACACGUCUUUCGGGCACGCCGAGCCGAGGUUGCUGGGGGCGGCACUGAUGAUGCUGACGGCGACCAUGGUGAGGUUGCCGACGACGACGAGAACAACAACGACAACGAUGGUGAGGUUGCCGACGACGAUGGCGACGACGACGAUGGCGAGAUCACCGACAACAAUGACGAGCUUGCCGACAUCGACAACAACAACGGUGAGGUCGGCAAGUAACCCUUAAUGGUACGGUCGUUUGGACGCGUUGUCGCGCGUCUCAAAGUGAACAACUCGAUGAUGCUUGACUUGCAGCUCACCGGCCGACGCUGCGCGACGCCUGCUCGGCCUGCGGCUUGAGGUGAGACGCGCGCCCGUACGUGAUGGCGGCCGACACGUAGACACCCGCCUGAAGGAUGCCACGCCCCGCCAUGACUCGCGUGGCUUUUCUCCACGACAUCAUCGACACCCUCGCUGCCAGCGCCGACGCUGUCAGCUCCGCGCCGUCGCGCAAGCGGAAGCGUCCCUCUGAAGCGGCUGCUCG
Molecule: messenger RNA, 1972 nt
Organism: Thecamonas trahens ATCC 50062
Lineage: Eukaryota; Apusomonadida; Apusomonadidae
Exons: 1
Coding region: 94-1668 (524 amino acids)
Source: RefSeq, a predicted model, not a curated record